AUUUUGGCCAAUCUUCAAACGAAAGGUAGAAACAGCGUGCUAAACUUGUAGGAAGUGGAGCGAUUUUUAAAAAAAUGCAUCAUUUUGGCUCUGGUAUUAAGCUUUGUGAUGAUUUGCCACACACCUAGCCAUAGCUAACUUAAGCGAGCAUGCAGUUUGUUUAGCCUACUCCUCCAAAAGUACGGGUUUUGCUGCUCUUUUGCGGACAUGUCGAUUGUAUUUGAAAAUGAUAAAGGGUGGCUUUUGGACGCAUGUUCACUCAUAGACCAGGGACACGCACGAUGCAUUUCGCAGUCUAAAGCAGAUCGACAGCGUUAUUUUAAAUGUCGUUUCAAACAGCAAUGUUUUCAGAUUUUAAAGUGUCAUUUUAAUAUGAACCCCGGUAAUACUGAUCUGCAAAAAACCUUAGACAAUGUGUCCAAGGCAGAAAAUGAGACUACGAGUAGAGUACCAUCAAAGAAAAGAAAACGGAAACGCAGUGAUCUAAACCAAGGGGAAAUUGACUCACUGUCUUACCACGUCAAGGUUAGACCGUUCAUAGCUGAGGGAACCAAAUCCCUGGUGGAUGCUGGUCUGUCCUGUGGAUACCUAAAUGGAGAGAUGGGCCCACAGGGGCCCCAUCCCUUUCAGGAGUGCAACCUGGCGGCACUGUGUGACUUGGCUAAAGUGCUCCCUCUUGUGUCUGACCCUGACAAGGAUACUCAACAGGUACAGUUUGUUGACUCUGAGGAUGACAGUGCAGCACAGGUGGACCUGUUCACACGGGUCACAGAGAACCGUAUGGACUGUGCCAUGGAGGUGACACUUAUGAGGGAGAAAUACAUCAUACCCCCACAAUGUUCCUUCCUACUCUCCGAUUUCACCAGAAUGCAGCCGUUGGUUGACCGUGAACAGACAUAUGAGCUAAUUGUUCUGGAUCCGCCAUGGGAAAACAAGUCUGUGAAAAGAAGUCGCAGGUACAGCUUUCUGCCUUCCACCCAGCUCAAACGCCUCCCCGUGCCCUCGCUAGCCUCCCCAGGCUGUCUAGUGGUCACCUGGGUCACCAACAGGCCCAGCCACCUGCGCUUCGUCAGGGAAGAGCUCUACCCACAUUGGGGAGUGAAAGUCCUAGCAGAAUGGCUAUGGGUCAAGGUCACAAGGUCCGGUGAGUUUGUGUUCCCCCUGGACUCUCAGCAUAAGAGGCCUUACGAAGUGCUAGUUCUGGGUCGAUAUCAUGGAAACAGCACAGAAUCCCCCAGUCCUUCAAAGACAUCCAAAAUCCCCGUGGAGGACCAGCGUGUUAUUGUCAGUGUCCCAUCCGUCCUGCAUUCCCAGAAGCCAUCACUCUCUGAGGUGCUGAAGCCGUUUGUUGGAGCGGACGCUAGCUGCCUGGAGCUGUUUGCCCGCAGCUUGCUGCCGGGCUGGGCCUGCUGGGGUAACGAGGUGCUCAAGUUUCAGCACGUCAAUUACUUCAACAUUGAGGCGACUGAAGAACCCAUAGAGCAGCAUGCAGAGACUUCCACAGAAUACCCGGUAGAGAAGCCUCCAGAGGCUUCCACAGAUGAAUCCAUAGAGCAGCCUGCAGACACGGAAACCCCCUCCUCGUAUUCCUCCCACACUGGUCUAAGAAACUAACUAUUGUGCUGUCAGGGCUUUUUGUACCCAAGUCCCAAUUUGUUUUUGUAAAGUUUCUGUGAGCGCUCGAACAUCUUUAUCUCUGUUUCCUCUUUUGAUCUGUGAUUUCUGUUUUCUGGGUCGUAGUUUGUUUGCUUGGUGCUGGAUCACAGAACCGAUGGUGUGAUAUAGAGCUGAGAUGAAAGUGAAAUCUCUCCUGUGCGCAAAUCAACUUUAUGUAAGGAGCAAAAUCCUUGAGUUCAGAAUCUCAGCUGUCAUAUUGCCCUCAACAGAACAGUUUUGACUUUGCUGCUGCAGUAAGAAUGGGAUGGAAGGAAAAACUACUGAAUGUUUAGAUAAUAAUCAAGAUUAAUCUUUUUACAUACUUUAUAUUAUCGUUGUGAUUUUUUUUUUUUAAACAAUAGUUUUCAAUAAAUAAAAAUGCCAA
Molecule: messenger RNA, 2041 nt
Organism: Hypomesus transpacificus
Lineage: Eukaryota; Metazoa; Chordata; Actinopteri; Osmeriformes; Osmeridae
Gene: mettl4
Product: methyltransferase 4, N6-adenosine
Exons: 8
Coding region: 208-1614 (468 amino acids)
Cellular component (GO): nucleus; RNA N6-methyladenosine methyltransferase complex; cytosol
Molecular function (GO): RNA methyltransferase activity; nucleic acid binding; site-specific DNA-methyltransferase (adenine-specific) activity
Source: RefSeq, a predicted model, not a curated record